AUGGCCGACCGUGGCCAUUAUCGCGGCGGUCGUGGAAGCGGCGGACAUCCCCGCGGAGCGCGGGGCGGACGAGGCGGCGGAAGAGGUGGGCACGGAGCUGACUCGGGCGCUAGCGGUGGCACCCAACAACAAGAGCGGGAACGUCCCAAGAAGGAGAACAUCCUAGACUUGGCUAAAUAUGUAGACAAGAGGAUCACCGUCAAGUUCAAUGGCGGCCGAGAAGUUACCGGCACACUUAAAGGUUAUGACGCACUAAUGAACUUGGUCCUUGAUGAGGUUCAAGAAGUUAUGCGAGAUGACGAGGGCAAGGAGGCAACGCGGUCCCUCGGCCUGGUAGUCGCCCGAGGUACCCUACUGGUAGUCAUCAGUCCAGUAGAUGGAAGCGAAGAGAUUGAGAAUCCCUUUGCCCAACAGGCAGAAGAUUAA
Messenger RNA from Hypoxylon fragiforme, 426 nucleotides. Its product is annotated as like-Sm domain-containing protein. Bases 1 to 426 code for a protein of 141 amino acids. The record is from RefSeq and is a predicted model, not a curated record. NCBI's taxonomy places the organism in Eukaryota, Fungi, Ascomycota, Sordariomycetes, Xylariales, Hypoxylaceae. Gene Ontology annotation, cellular component: U6 snRNP; catalytic step 2 spliceosome; Lsm1-7-Pat1 complex. The transcript has 3 exons. Gene Ontology annotation, molecular function: RNA binding. Gene Ontology annotation, biological process: mRNA splicing, via spliceosome; nuclear-transcribed mRNA catabolic process.